Vanrija pseudolonga is the source of this 1073-nucleotide messenger RNA. RefSeq names its product putative oxidoreductase. The transcript has 4 exons. Bases 118 to 984 code for a protein of 288 amino acids. The record is from RefSeq and is a predicted model, not a curated record. NCBI's taxonomy places the organism in Eukaryota, Fungi, Basidiomycota, Tremellomycetes, Trichosporonales, Trichosporonaceae.
CACACCCCUCGCGACUACUUAAGCGCGCCGACACACCCCUCCCUUCCUUUCUCAACACGCACUCCACUCCUCAGCCCACCCAGCCUACCCAGCACCACCCCCACAACAACAAACACAAUGGCCGCCGCUCCCCCCGCCCGCCUCCGCCUCGCCAACAAGGUCGCCGUCGUCACUGGUGCCGGCUCCGGUAUCGGCCUCGAGACCUCGCUCCAGUUCGCCGCUGAGGGCGCCCUCGUUGUCCUCUCGGACGUGAACGAGGAGGCCGUCAAGAAGGCCGCCGCCCGCGUCGCCGAGCAGUUCCCCUCGUCGCAGGCUUUCGCCCUCAAGGCCGACGUCGGCAAGGAGGAGGACGUCAAGGCGCUUAUCGAGGCUGCUGUUGAGAAGUUUGGCCGCCUCGACGUCCUCUUCAACAACGCUGGUAUCAUGCACCCCAAGGACGACGACGCCGUCAACACCGACGAGAAGAUCUGGGACCUCACCAACCAGAUCAACGUCAAGGGCGUGUGGUACGGCUGCAAGCACGGUGUCAUCGCCAUGCGCAAGAACAAGGCCGACCCCGCCAAGGGCCUCGGCAUCGGCGGCUCGAUCAUCAACGUCGCGUCGUUCGUCGCCAAGCUUGGCGCCGCUACCCCCCAGCUCGCGUACACUGCCUCCAAGGGUGCUGUCCUCGCGCUCACCCGCGAGCUCGCCAUGAUCCACGCCCGUGAGGCCAUCCGCUUCAACGCCCUCUGCCCCGGCCCCAUCCGCACCCCCCUCCUCAUGGACUACCUCAACACCCCCGAGAAGCUCAACCGCCGCCUCGUCCACUGCCCCAUGGGCCGCUUCGGCGAGCCCGUCGAGCAGGCCAAGGCUGUUGUUUUCCUUGCUUCCGACGACUCGUCGUUCGUCAACGGCACCGACUUCCUCGUCGACGGUGGUCUCGCCGCGUGCUACGUCACCGCCGAGGGCGAGUACCAGGGCGCCAUCCCCAAGGGCCUUGCCUAAGCGUGGAAAAGCUGGCGGUGAUCUGCACGCACGCGCCAUGUUUGUAUUGCAUUAUAGUUUGGUCCUUCAUGUCAGAGAUACAAGUCGAG